AUGGCGAGAAAAGUUCCGCAAAAACCUGCUCCUGCUUAUAUCGAAGACUACGAUGACGACGCAGACAGUGUUAUUCCUCAAACCCGCCAGAGCGCUCAUAUUGCAGCGAAGCGAUCCAAGACUGCCCUUGUGCCAUUGGACAGCGUGCCUAUUGACUUUGCCAGCGACUCGGGCUAUUCCAGCCGUACCGCGGCCACCGGUAAUAGCAGUCAGUCUCGUGCAAGUGCCCGGCCCAGUCCUAUGCCCUUGACCCUGGACACUAUUGCCGCCAGCAGACCCGUUGAAGCCGUCCGCGUGAAAGAAGGCCGAAAGGAUAAGGGAAAACAACGUCAAGAGAAGCGUGCCUCUGCUGAUAUGAUGCACAUGAAUGCCAGGGCCGCGCCGCCUCCACGGUCUUCUUCCACGUCGAGGCGUCAGAGCAUCAACAUGCAUGCCCAGCCCGAUGCUUACUGGGCUUAUGCCAAUGGCUACCCCAAUGCUCCUGGAUACCCAGUACCCGCUCCCGUGGACUACUCUUCCUACUAUUACUACCAGCAAUCUACUCCUACUCAGGAUAUACCCCCUCAGUCCCCUCAGACAGGACAAUACCCUUACCCUUCUUAUGGACAUGCACAGGGACAUGGACCGGAGAUGCAUAUAGCUCAGUCGACUCAGCGUCAACGACGCCCCAGUCGUGCUUCUGUUUACAAUAUGGAUGAACGGCCUCUAAGUUACCACGCUGGAAUGCCGAAUGCCAUGUAUAACCCCGGUGCCUUGCCAGCGACCCCCUAUGAGCAAGGACCUCCCCCGGCCCCUUCUGCGUACCAUACCAUGCCCUCGACCCCACACCAGCAGUACUAUGCCGAACCAGGUUCGCCCUACCAACAAGUGUUUGAAAAGCAACGCGCAUCGUCCGUAUCCAGACCAAAAGAACAGCGCCGUCGUUCUUCGGUCUAUGGACGGCCUGUGAUAGAACACACUACCCCUAAGGCUUCCUUCGAGGAUGGAUCUUUCUUGGAACGCCAGAUUUCAAGAGAACACCGCUCUCGCCGGCCAUCUGAGAGUCGCCGGCCAGUUGAGACGGAGGGACUAGAUGAGGAUUACUACCGCAUGCCACCGCCACCGCCUCCAGCACCGAAACCCAAAGCCAAAGCGCCCAAGAUCAUCCAGAAGCGUCCCGAGCCUCCCCAAAAAUCAAUGACGACAGGAAGCGUGCCUCCCACCAGUCGUCGCAUGUCUCAUUCACGAGACUCUUGGGACUUGUCCGAUCUGAAACAAGCUCUGCCACAUCAGCAAAUCCGCAAGAUCGCCGGUGUACCCGAGCGUAGUCAGAGCAUGAAGGCUACUAGAAGAACGUCUUAUCAUGCACCUGAUGGCGCGCGGCGUAUCAUUGAGGGCUCACGUCGACGUACCAAUUAUUACGAUGAUGAACAUCAACCUCAACGAGAACCUCGUCGCGAACUGCCGAUUGAUUUGGAGCAAAAGCAUCGAAGCGCUGAGGAGUACCAGGCAGCGAAGUCUGGCCGGACUGGUGUCCCGCUGACUGCUGACGCUUUGCGACUUAAAGCCAAGAUUGCCCAGCGCCAAGACAGCGACAGUGGUAGCCAGAAGAGUCGCUCGAACAGCAGCCGUGGCAGCGAUGCUCGUACGCGAGAUGGAAGUGGUGUUGGUUCGCGCUUUGAUGAUGACAGCAGUUUCACAAUGACUAUGAAUGGAAUGACCAUGACUUUCCCUCAGGGCUCAGUUAGCGGCAAAACGAUUCACCUGCGCACUGAUGAACAGGGUGCGAUUGGCCUGAAUAUUGAAGGCCGUCGACCCAAGAAGUACAUCAUGCCUGCAGGAUCUGAAUUUACAUCUGCUAGCAGCCGGCGAGAAGUCGAGGAUGGGCGACGGCCUCGCGACGACCGACGGUCCGACCGAAACUCUCGUCGCUCAAGCCGUUCCACUUUCAGCGGUCGUUAA
Messenger RNA from Talaromyces proteolyticus, 1941 nucleotides. RefSeq lists its product as uncharacterized. The transcript has a single exon. The record is from RefSeq and is a predicted model, not a curated record. Bases 1 to 1941 code for a protein of 646 amino acids. Lineage: Eukaryota; Fungi; Ascomycota; Eurotiomycetes; Eurotiales; Trichocomaceae.